AUGCUCGCGCUGACGACCGCGCCCGUCGCGCUCGCGACGACGACGACGACGACGACGACGACGCUCCGGCGUCGCGCGACUACGAUCGCGAAGAAACGUGCAUCAUCUCAACGCGCGCGCGCCUCCUCCGUCGCCGUCCGACGCGGAUCGGCGCUCGUCGUCCGCGCGGCGUCCGAGGGCGAGGACGCAGCCCCCGAUAGCCGCGCGUACCGCGAAGCGAAGGAGCCCGAGCUCGGGGGGAUCAUCGGCAAGGUCGUGAGCAACCUCCCGGACGGUCGCAAGGCGUCCGCGCCCGAGUCCUACGGCGCGCGACCGGCGUCCAAGACGCUCUCGGAGGGUCGCUACCGCCGCCCGCCGCCGGAGCGCGUCGGCGGCGUGACCGAGUCCGCGGUCAGAGGCGACGACUUCGAGGUCGUGGACGGGCCGUCGUUCGGGAUCGGCACGCUCGUGGGCGUCCUCGUCGCGGCGGCGACGUUGGGGGGGGCGUACUUCACGGUGCAGAAGCUUCAGGAGGGGCCGGUGGCGAGGAAGGGGGGGGCGAGGAUGCCCGCGUUCGACUCGGAGAUCGGGAACGCGAGCAAGCCCGACGCGGCGCCCGCGGCGGCGGUCGUGGAGGCGCCCGCGGUCGUGGAGGAGGUCGCGGUCGUGGAGGCGCCCGCGGUGGAGGUGGACGCGAACUGA
This is a messenger RNA of Micromonas pusilla CCMP1545, 681 nucleotides long. RefSeq lists its product as uncharacterized. NCBI's taxonomy places the organism in Eukaryota, Viridiplantae, Chlorophyta, Mamiellophyceae, Mamiellales, Mamiellaceae. The transcript has a single exon. The record is from RefSeq and is a predicted model, not a curated record. The coding region runs from base 1 to 681 and encodes 226 amino acids.